AUGAACCAUCUUACGUUGCUCGUUGCUCUCGCUACCGUGUUCACUGCCUGUGAAGCACUCGGAACCGACAUGAUGGUCCCCGGAAUCGUCAUGCGCCAGACGAACACCAGCACCGCCGGUGGAUUCGCGAGUCGCGCGCCGAAGUGUUCAACAGGUCAAGUGGACUGUGGCGGCGGCAUCGCUCAAGAAAUAUGCUGUCCUUCUGGUCAAUUCUGUUUUCAUAACAGCGAUGGAACGUGUUGCCCGACCAAUACAGACUGCACCACCCAACUCUUCCUAAAUCCCCAAUGCGCUGAUCCUUCAUGGGUCCUAUGUACCGACUACCAACCCAAUAUCCCCGGUUACGUCCCAAACGACCCAGGGUAUUGGUGUUGCCCAACUGGUACUCAGUGUCUCGUCAGCUCUCAGGCCGGAUUCGUUUGCCGUGCACCAGUCACCGGUGAUGUUCCCGGAUCGACUAUCCUUAGCGGCCAGGCUCCAACCCAGGCAAGCACCGCUACAACUUAUCCCACUCUAGGCGCCACUAGUGCCGGGGGUAGCAAUGGUGCGGGGAGUACCAAAGCUUCAAGCCCCUCAGCGUCUUCAAUUGUACAGAGCUCUGCUGUCAAGUCGUUAAGUUUCGUCUCAGUACCCGUGAGCCUUGGGAUAUUUGCCGCGCAGGCUUUAUUCGCCCUCUGCUUCGUAUAA
Laccaria bicolor S238N-H82 is the source of this 687-nucleotide messenger RNA. RefSeq lists its product as uncharacterized. The transcript is spliced from 5 exons. The coding region runs from base 1 to 687 and encodes 228 amino acids. Lineage: Eukaryota; Fungi; Basidiomycota; Agaricomycetes; Agaricales; Hydnangiaceae. The record is from RefSeq and is a predicted model, not a curated record.